UCCCCCACCUCAACCUCUCCCCUUCCAUGCUUCUCUCCCUCUACCCCUCCCCUCUCCAUCUCUCUCCCACCUCCAGCAGGGGGAGUGCAGCGGGCAGCUCAAGGAGGUGGGGCCGCUGUAGAUGCUCUCUCACACGGAUGCUUGGAACAGGCUUGGCCCGGCCGCGACUUUUUGUAUCAAUAUUCACGGACUCCUUCUCGAAAACUAAUCGGCCUCAAAAUAAUCACCAUGAGGCUCUCCAGGGAGCCUCCCCGCAGACAUCCCCGGAGCGGAGCCCGGUGAGGGGGGACCAUGAGCGGCGAUCGGGAGCCAGAUGAGAGUUACGCAAGGGUGCAAGCUGUGGUGAUGACGCGAGAUGACUCAACUGGAGGGUGGCUGCCUCUAGGAGGAGGAGGACUCAGCUAUAUCUCUAUUUUCAAGACCCUAAACACAGGAGAGAAUGGCUGUGCAGACAUACACGUCCAUGGAGAAAAGCUCAGGGACAAAACGGUGCUUUUGGAGUGUGUGUUGAAGAGGGAAAUUGUCUACAAUAAGGUCACCCCUACAUUUCACCAUUGGAGAAUCGGCGACAAGAAAUUUGGCCUCACUUUUCAGAGCCCAGCAGAUGCUCGUGCAUUUGAUAGGGGUAUGCGCCGCGCCAUUGAAGACCUUACACAAGUGUUCCCCACUUCUAGUGAUGGAGAAGCAGAAGUAUCGGAAAAUGGACCACAGGUUAGAACAAUUUCCGAGAGCAGAAACCAGUGGCACAAGAACACUUCAUGUGUGAACAGAGAAGAGCAUCACAAAUCGCACUACAGUGACACAUUUUUCCGACAUGAUCCUGGCCCAGUAGAUGAGCUCUAUCGUAGUGCUGCUAUAAGACCUUCGCCAUUUGAAAACCUAAAUCCCAAGAGAAGCUACAUUCACAGUCAGGCUCCGCUCAAGCCCCUUCGACAUGUCAGCUUCCAAGAUGAUGAUGAAAUAGUGCGAAUCAAUCCCCGGGACAUCAUCAUCCGGCGCUAUGCAGAUUACCGGCAUCCAGACAUAUGGAAAAAUGAUCUGGAGAAGGAAGAACCUGAUACAAGUACUCCUUUUGCAAAAAACGGUAGUAAAAAGGGGGACAUAGUUUACUCCCCUGCCAAUGGCAGAGACUCACUCAAGGAUGAAAAAUCCUUGCAGGUGUUUAAAACUCAGCCCACAUCUUCUCUUAAGAAGCCCAAGCGAAGGAAAGAAGAUGGGGAACGUUCCAGGUGUGUUUACUGCCAGGAGCGCUUCAAUCAUGAGGAGAAUCGUAGAGGAAAAUGUCAAGAUGCUCCAGACCCCAUACAGCGCUGCAUCUACCAUGUCAGCUGUAUGCUUUGUGCAGAGAGCAUGCUGUAUCACUGUAUGUCAGAUUCUGAGGGGGAUUUCUCUGACCCAUGCUCUUGUGAUGCCUCUGAUGAAAACUUGUGGCUGCGGUGGCUGGCUCUAGUCACGUUGUCUUUCAUUGCCCCUUGUAUAUGCUGCUAUCUUCCAUUACGGGCAUGUCACCACUGUGGGGAGAUGUGUGGCUGCUGUGGGGGGAAGCACAAAGCAGCGGGAUGACACAGUGAUGCACCCUAUCUAUCCUACCGAAGAGUUUCUUCAAUUUCUAGGCGGCUUUAAAAAAGCAGAGCCAUGUUAAGGUGAUGCUGUCAGCGCCUCACUUGCGUGGACUUAACCAGCGGUGUCUGAGUUGAGAUAGGCCUAGUGUUGACAAGUGACAGUGCCAGUGUUGCAUAUACUUAUAUAUUUUUUUAUUUUUUGUUUUGUUUUUGUUAAUAUAAUUUUAUUUUUUAUCUGCCAUUCCUGUUAAGAUGCCAAAAGUUUCCAGUUGUCUGCUUUGCAGUGAGAUAUAUGUAGUACUAUAGACAACCUGAGUACAUAAUUAUACGUUAAUAGUAUAUAUUGGUUCCCAAUUUAAGGGAAAAAAAGGAUAUUUGAGAACAAAUAAUCUAAAUCUAUUUUACAUUUGA
Bombina bombina (fire-bellied toad) is the source of this 1973-nucleotide messenger RNA. It is a transcript of the gene SPRED1, whose product is annotated as sprouty related EVH1 domain containing 1. Gene Ontology annotation, biological process: negative regulation of MAPK cascade; multicellular organism development. NCBI's taxonomy places the organism in Eukaryota, Metazoa, Chordata, Amphibia, Anura, Bombinatoridae. Gene Ontology annotation, molecular function: protein kinase binding. Gene Ontology annotation, cellular component: membrane. The transcript is spliced from 6 exons. The coding region runs from base 292 to 1563 and encodes 423 amino acids. The record is from RefSeq and is a predicted model, not a curated record.